UUGGAUCGGGUGGCAGCCUUUCACACCAGUAAAGCAGGUUGCAAGCGUACAACUGGAAAAAAUGGACAAAGAUUCGGAUUCCACGGUUACCUCGUUGGAUGAGAAUACGGAAAACUUUUGCACAAAUCCCACGCGUGACAUUUUGGCCGAGGGCAUCACAAAUCUGUUCAAGCCAACAAUCGAGCGAUUGGACGAACGCGUGGCAUCAACAAUUCAACUGCAAUCGGAGCUGCGGGGACAAUUGGAUGCACUGUCCGCUCAGCUGCGGGACAUUGAGAAGGCACAGCAGCAGAUACCGGAGUUUGCCGACAAAGUGAAGGAGCUGCUGAACGUAAAACACAAAGUGACAAUAAUAAAUAACGUGCUGAGCACGAGUCAGGAACGCUUGACGGGAUUACACAGACUCAUUGAGAAGGAGCAGCAGCGACGUCAGGCUUUGUUGGACUCGGCGCUGAGUACCAACAUAUCAUAGACACAAACAAGACUUUGUUGUACUCGACGAUAAGUACCAACAUAUCGUAGACACCAACCAGGCACAUUGCAGCAGCGUCAUCAGUCUUUGUUGGAGUGGAUGCUGAGUACCAAAA
Molecule: messenger RNA, 587 nt
Organism: Drosophila innubila
Lineage: Eukaryota; Metazoa; Arthropoda; Insecta; Diptera; Drosophilidae
Gene: Snapin
Product: SNAPIN protein homolog
Exons: 2
Coding region: 62-472 (136 amino acids)
Biological process (GO): lysosome organization; endosome to lysosome transport; synaptic vesicle exocytosis
Cellular component (GO): BORC complex; BLOC-1 complex; synaptic vesicle
Molecular function (GO): SNARE binding
Source: RefSeq, a predicted model, not a curated record